This is a messenger RNA of Iphiclides podalirius (scarce swallowtail), 687 nucleotides long. The record is from the annotation of a GenBank genome assembly. Lineage: Eukaryota; Metazoa; Arthropoda; Insecta; Lepidoptera; Papilionidae.
AUGGCCGGGCUAAAACCUAAUAAAGGCGUGAUGCUAUCCGACUUACUUAUCACGCGUCUAAACCUGAGGGCGGUGCGAUGCGGGAAUGCAAUGACGAGACGCAACCGGAGCGCGAACAGAGCGAGUCGGUGCGCCGGCCUGGUGGCUGUCGUCAUACUAGCGUCGCUGCCUUAUAGCUCAGCGCUCAGCCUGCCGAGCGGGGACCCAGCGCCGGGCAGGUCACCCGGCCCGCCCGCUCGCGACCCCCAAGGUGACCUUCAAAACGCGCGACGCAAAUACGCCGAACUGAACGCCGAACUAGACGCCGCCAUCGACGCUGAAGGCUACGGCGAGACAACGACGGACUACUACGAAACAACUACGGCGGGCUACGCGGGCGGCGACAAGAUCGUAGACGCGUGCGCCUACGCCAGGAUCCCAAGCGACAUUGGUGAUAUCGUUACGCUGAGUGAGAGUGACAGUGAUGUCAAUUUGACCGUUGGCCACGCGGUGUUCGACGCCGGCGAACUUGUGAGGGCUGUUGUUUAUGACGCACACGCUCCCAAUUUGCUUGCCAUCGGUGAUUUGAACUCGUCCAAACACGUGGAUGUGGAAAGGCAACAGAUUGACCGCAGACGCUCGGGGACUGAGGGAAUCGCUAAUGAGCAAUCAGGUUUACGUCAGCGGUCAACGUCUAAAACUGCGCGC